UUUGUGUUUACGAAUUCAGUUUUGCGUGAUAAAAAUUUGCAACUUGGAGAAGCAAAAAGAUUUUAAGUUAAUUUUUUAGAUUAUUCUUGUAAUUUCUCAAGUUUUUAAAAUGUGCGACUCCGACAACGAGGAGUUCGAGUCGGCGGACGAGGAUUUCGACGGAAAAGAGCAGCGAAAAGAAGUUACCAAGCAAACAGAGCGAACUCCCUCACCAAAAACAUCGGCUCCAGCCUCCACGGCAUCUGACGUGGAACCUAAAGUCGCUGCUGACCCAGUGGAAGAGGAGUCGUCCGGGGUGCGGAAAAUCGUGCGACCCGACCCGGACCGGCUGAAGGAGGCCAAACUGCUGGUGGAAAGCAAACCAAAGCCGAAGGAGGUUCCGGCCGCGGUCGAGGACGGUUGGGACGACUUUGAUGAUGACUGGGGUGACUUUAGCGUGGAGGCCAAACCGGACGAGAAGAAGAAGCCGGAUCCGAAGGUGAAAACGAGCUUCAAGGACGUCGACAUCGACGAGGUGGAGCACAAGCUGAAGGACUUUAUGAAGGGUCAGGAUGACGAUGCGUCGGUCAGUUCGGUGUUGGAUCGUUUGACCCAGGAAGAGAGCAAGGCGGCGGCCUCCGCCGCCGGGCAAUCGUGGUCCGGCUGGAAGCCCAGCUGGGGUGGUGCGGCGGUGUCCUUCCUGUCGUCGGCUUCGAAGAGUGUGGCGUCCAUCACGACCAACAUCACGCAGGUCAUCGAGUCGGGCAUCGGAGUUCCGACGCCGGAAGAGAUGGCCAAACGGCAGGCGGAAGAGCAGGCUAAGCUGAAGGCAGAUGGGUACGUGCCGGAGGGAGACGUCGACCAGUCGCCGGGCGAUCGGUUCGGGUUCGACCAGAUUGUGUCCGGGGUAACACAAAUCAGCAGCAAGGUCAUCUCCGGCGGACUCGACACGUUGGAAGGCAUUGGCAAGAAAACGAUGAACAUCCUGCAGGAGAACGACGCAGGUUUGCUGAGCAAGCGAAAACUGCUCGGGAUGGGCAACGAUGACGGCAUGGUGUUGAGUCAGGUUCUACGUGAAGCUAAGGAAAAGACCGAGGAGCGCGAAAAGAAUCUGAAACAGGUCCAGAAGCAUCUGUACAAGAAAAAGCUACACUUUGAAACUCUGUUUGACGAUUACCACGGCCUCGUACACCUGGAAGCGCUGGAAAUGCUUUCCAAGCAAGCUUCCCUCAAGCUGGAAUCGCUGCUGGCGCCACUCAGUGGAAAGGCUCUCGACGACCUGCAGGAAACGAUGAACGAAGUCAAAGAACUGUGCGAGCUUCCCGAAGACGAAGAUGACGGCUCCGCCGAUGGCCGGCACACCGCGCAAGAGCUGGAAUCCAAACUCAAAGAAGCCGUCGUCGAUCUGGACGAUGUCAAGGUAGACUUCCAGGACUUGCUCAACUGUUGGAAGGAAAACGUAGAAUGGCUCGAAAGCGCUUCCCACCGAUCGGCACAGCAAAUCUUCGAAAAGGCCAUGCACGGCCUAGCCCAAACGACGGCGCUGUGCGUCCUGCGGAUGCACAAACUGGCGGAGAUUCUGCUCAUUCUGGACCGCCACAGCACCGCGAACGAGGCGGACGCGCUGGUGCAGCUGACGGGCGUGUUUUGCUGGCAUCUGAGCGGACUUGCGGCGCGGUUUUCCGCCGAGCUGAGCAAAACAAAUGGAGAAAGCAAGCGCGGCGAGGACUGCGACAAUGCGUUGAUCACCAACAUCUUUUUGGAGGGUUCAAACAGCAUUUCGUACGUGCAGAAUGCGUUCCAGCUGUUCAUCCCAAUUCUGCAGAUCGGUGCUGCGUAGAACAACCAUCCCAAUUGUGUACUUCUUUUUACUAUGGUUCACGGAGCAAAACAAAAAGUUUUAUU
This is a messenger RNA of Culex pipiens pallens (northern house mosquito), 1884 nucleotides long. Its product is annotated as protein FAM114A2. The record is from RefSeq and is a predicted model, not a curated record. Lineage: Eukaryota; Metazoa; Arthropoda; Insecta; Diptera; Culicidae. The transcript is spliced from 2 exons. The coding region runs from base 110 to 1819 and encodes 569 amino acids.